This is a messenger RNA of Hevea brasiliensis (rubber tree), 1529 nucleotides long. RefSeq names its product ATPase GET3A. The record is from RefSeq and is a predicted model, not a curated record. Gene Ontology annotation, molecular function: ATP binding; ATP hydrolysis activity. NCBI's taxonomy places the organism in Eukaryota, Viridiplantae, Streptophyta, Magnoliopsida, Malpighiales, Euphorbiaceae. Bases 163 to 1245 code for a protein of 360 amino acids. Gene Ontology annotation, cellular component: GET complex. Gene Ontology annotation, biological process: post-translational protein targeting to endoplasmic reticulum membrane. The transcript has 7 exons.
AUUUAGCAGAGUCCCCUUUAUCCUGCGCCAUCGUAACAGAGGCCGACAAAAAUCUAUAACCAAUGCAUCUGCUACAUCGAGUCGGAUUUGUUCUCUGUCUCUAACUUAAGAAUUGAGAGAGAGAGAGAGAAUUGGGACGAGGAAUAGCAUUGUUAGAGAAGGAUGGCAACAGAUGAUCAGGAGAUUCCUGAAGGAUCGGUCCAGAACAUACUAGACCAAGAUAGCCUCAAGUGGGUCUUCGUCGGAGGCAAAGGUGGUGUCGGCAAAACCACUUGCAGUUCGAUUCUCUCGAUCCUUUUGGCUAGAGUCAGAUCCUCUGUCUUGAUCAUAUCAACUGACCCAGCUCACAAUCUUAGCGAUGCGUUUCAACAGCGAUUCACCAAGAACCCCACUUUGGUUAAUGGCUUCACCAAUUUAUACGCUAUGGAAGUCGAUCCUAAUGUUGACAACGAUGAGAUAGGCGGAAAUGAUGGAAUGGACAGUGUGUUUUCUGAGCUAGCGAAUGCAAUUCCUGGAAUUGAUGAGGCUAUGAGCUUUGCCGAAAUGUUGAAAUUGGUGCAAACAAUGGAUUACUCUGUUAUUGUGUUUGAUACGGCUCCAACUGGUCAUACACUGCGGCUAUUACAAUUUCCAUCAACUUUAGAGAAGGGGCUUCAAAAAAUGAUGUCUUUGAAAAGUAAAUUUGGUGGGUUAUUGAGUCAGAUGACCCGAAUGUUUGGUAUUGAUGAUGAAUUUGGUGAAGAUGCACUUUUGGGGAGGCUUGAGGGCAUGAAAGAUGUGAUUGAACAAGUGAAUAGGCAAUUCAAAGACCCGGAUUUGACAACCUUUAUCUGUGUUUGCAUCCCGGAAUUUCUCUCGCUGUAUGAAACAGAGAGACUGGUGCAGGAACUUACCAAAUUUGAGAUAGAUACACAUAAUAUUAUCAUCAACCAAGUACUUUAUGAUGAAGAAGAUGUUGAAUCCAAAUUGCUUAAAGCAAGAAUGCGGAUGCAACAAAAGUACCUUGAUCAGUUCUACAUGCUGUAUGAUGACUUUCACAUCACCAAGUUGCGAUUGUUGCCAGAAGAGGUUACUGGGGUUGAAGCUCUGAAAGAUUUCUCAAGUCAUUUUGUGACACCAUAUCAGCCUUCCACCAGUCGGGACACAGUGGAAGAGUUGGAACGGAAAAUAGAGACCCUGAGGCGACAAUUGACAGAUGCUGAAGAAGAACUAGAAAAACUUCGGAAAGGAAAGCAGACGGAGUAACUGUGUCCCUUCGCCCAUUCUUCCUGAGAUCACAAUUAAAUGGCAUCCACUGACUUCAACUGCCAAGAGAAGUGGAUCCUUUAUUGCUCUUCUGAAUGAUCUCUCGGGUAGAUUGAUCAAUCUAUGAAAUUCUUUUUUUGUGGUAGAUUAAUCUAAUUAUGAAUUUGUUUAUAUUUUUCACUUCACAAUAAUUUCCAUUUUUUAUUGGUAAGAGUGUAUUACACUCGGCCGCAUAUAGGCCUUUAUUUUUGUAUUAUUUAGACCAUCAAAGGGUCAUUUUCUUA